AUGCAAGCCCCACGAGUCCUACGGCUUGCCAGUCGCGCAACUGCGCCUUCGCGCCAAUAUGCAUACCAGGCAUCACAAGCACUCCGACUCCGAACGAUAAGCACAUCGCAGCGCCCAAGCAUCCAGCAUCCCUCCAAAGCAUACAAACCCACCCGUCGAGCCUUUGGCCUUCCAUCCCUCUCAUCCUUUCUCCCCAACGGCAAUGGCAACAACUCCCCCCACCGCGUCCUAACAGCAACACGCAACCUCCCCUACAACCCAGCCCUGCUAUACAAAGUGAUCGCAUCCGUUGAAUCCUACAGCCAAUUCCUCCCCUUCCUCACCGCAUCGACUGUCACAGCCCGAGACCCGGAAACAGGGUACCCCACGCAAGCGUUCUUGACAGUAGGGUACGGGCCGCUGAGCGAGACGUUCACGUCGCGCGUGGACUGCAAUGUGGAGAAAUUGACUGUCGAGGCGAAGAGCGGGGACAAAUACGGGAAGGAGGGCCAGGAUAAGCAGGGAAAGGGCUCUUCUGGACUUAGUGGGUUCUUCCCUGGUGGUAAUGAGGGUCUCUUCGAGUACCUCACUACGAAGUGGGAGCUUGUGCCUCUUUCGCCGGCCGAGGCGCAGGGUGGACCGAUGACGAAAGUCAAUCUCGAGGUGCGGUUCGAGUUCCGUUCGCAGAUGCAUGCUACUAUUAUGAGCUCUGUUGAGGGCCAGAUGGCCGGGGUUAUGAUUGAGGCUUUUGAGAAGCGGAUACGAGAGGUUGAGGGCAAGGGCUUGUAA
Molecule: messenger RNA, 768 nt
Organism: Penicillium olsonii
Lineage: Eukaryota; Fungi; Ascomycota; Eurotiomycetes; Eurotiales; Aspergillaceae
Source: the annotation of a GenBank genome assembly